Messenger RNA from Nicotiana tabacum (common tobacco), 755 nucleotides. Lineage: Eukaryota; Viridiplantae; Streptophyta; Magnoliopsida; Solanales; Solanaceae. The record is from RefSeq and is a predicted model, not a curated record.
GAUGAUGAUGUUGUUCGGCUUCUUCAUUCUCUUUCAUGUGCGAAAUAUAAGAUUCUAAUCAAGGAGCCAAGCACCAAAAUGAUUUCUCCAACUGAUGUCUUUGAGUUCAACUCAAAGUUCACUGACAAAAUGAGGAGGAUCAAGAUACCUCUCCCGCCCGUGGAUGAGAAGAAAAAGGUAAUUGAAGAUGUUGACAAGGAUAGGCGGUAUGCUAUAGAUGCUUCAAUUGUGCGUAUUAUGAAGAGUCGUAAAGUAUUGGGCUACCAGCAACUAGUCAUGGAGUGUGUUGAGCAGUUGGGACGCAUGUUCAAGCCUGACGUCAAAGCUAUCAAGAAGAGAAUUGAAGAUUUGAUAACUAGAGAUUACCUAGAGAGAGACAAAGAUAACCCGAACUUGUUCAAAUACUUGGCAUGAUUUGCACAGAUCAUAGUGAAAUGAGGAUGUUUGUAUGCACUUCUGCAGUCGACAUGGGAGGAGAAACAUCCUGUCCAAGUCGAACUUCUGUAAAUCCUGCCUCCCUGAUUGCGUUGCAUCAGGAGCUUGAUACUUUUUGUACAAUAUGGCUAAGAUCGCCGCAAGAGGUAAAAAAGCCUCAGAUAUUUGAGAUGAGAUUUGCCUAGCUUCUUCCAAUCUUUUAUGGCCCUUUUUGCUUGCUCUAUUCUGUGUUUUCUAUGCAUCUUGAGUUUUGAGUAAAUGUAAUAUUCCAGCGAACGACUUCCCCUUCUUGGAUUCAGCACUAAUUUCUUUUUAGAUCA